This is a messenger RNA of Equus quagga, 1919 nucleotides long. It is a transcript of the gene CD19, whose product is annotated as CD19 molecule. Bases 51 to 1730 code for a protein of 559 amino acids. Gene Ontology annotation, cellular component: external side of plasma membrane. NCBI's taxonomy places the organism in Eukaryota, Metazoa, Chordata, Mammalia, Perissodactyla, Equidae. The transcript is spliced from 15 exons. The record is from RefSeq and is a predicted model, not a curated record. Gene Ontology annotation, biological process: B cell receptor signaling pathway; B cell proliferation involved in immune response; regulation of B cell activation.
CCCCAGCAUCCCCCGCGGCGAAGCUGGGUGCCGCGGGGAGUCUGGCCACCAUGCCACCUCCUCUCCUCCUCUUCUUCCUCCUCUUCCUUACCCCCACGGGAGGCAGAUCCCAGGAAGCACUGCUGGUGGAGACUAAAGAGGGAGACAAUGCUGUGCUGCCGUGCUUCAGUCCCUCAGAUGGUCCCCCUCAGAAGCUGGCCCGGUAUAAGGAGGCAGAAGCUUUCUUACAGCUGAGCCGAAAGUUACGAGACCUGAGCAUUCAGAAACGGCCCUUGGGCAUCAUGCUGCUCGUCUUCAACGUCUCUAACCAGAUGGGGGGCUUCUACCUGUGCCAGCCGGGGCCCCCUUCUGAGCAGGGCUGGCAGCCUGGCUGGACAGUCAGCGUGGAAGGCAGUGGGAAGCUGUUCCGGUGGAAUGCUUCAGACCUAGAUAACCCAGGCUGUGGCCUGGGCAAAAGUUCCUCAGAAGGCCCCAAGACCUCUUCUGGUCACCCUGCAAGCUCCCAGCUGUAUGAGUGGGCCAAAGACCAGCCUCGUAUCCGGGAGACAGCCCUUGAAUGUGCCCCAAAUAGGAGCAGUCUGAACCAGAACCACAGCCAAGACCUCACUGUGGCCCCCGGCUCCACACUCUGGCUGCCCUGCGGGGUGCUCCCUGAUUCCAUGGUCACAGGCCCCGUCUCCUGGAUCCACAUGCAUCCCGAGAAGACUGACUCAGUGCUGCACCUAAACAUGACGAAGGAUACCCAAGUCAGAGAGAUGUGGGUAUCGGGCACCCUCAGGGGAGGGGCUGUUCUGUUGCUGCCCCAGGCCACGGCUCAAGAUGCUGGCACCUAUCAUUGUUACCAUGGCAACACGACCAGGGAGGUGCACCUGAAGGUCACUGCUCGGUCAGCUGUGUGGCAUUGGCUGAUGGAGACUGGUGGCUGGAAAGUCCCUGCUGCAACUUUAGUUUAUCUGAUCUUCUGCCUGAGUUCCCUCGUGGGCUUCCUUCAUCUUCGAAGAGCCCUGAUCCUGAGGAGGAAAAGAAAGCGAAUGACUGAUCCCACUAAAAGGUUCUUUAAAGUGACGCCUCCCCCGGGAACCGGCGCCCAGAACCAGUAUGGGAAUGUGCUCUCCCUUUCCACGUCCUCCUCUGGCACGGGACGCGCCCUGCGAUGGGCUUCAGGCCUGGGGGCCACCGUCCCGCCCUACGGAAGCCCGCGCAGCCACGUCCAGGAGGCCAGAGCCGCCGGGUCCCGGAGCCCGCCUGGAGCGGGCCCAGAAGAAGAGGAAGGGGAGGCCUACGAGGAGCCAGACAGUGAGGAGGACUCCGAGUUCUAUGAGAACGACUCCAACCUUGGGCAGGACCAACUCUCGCAGGAUGGCAGCGGCUAUGAGAACCCUGAGGAGGGGGCCUUGGGUGCUGAGGAUGAAGACUCCUUCUCCAACGCAGCUGAGUCUUAUGAGAAUGAGGAUGAAGAGGUGGCCCAGCCAGUCACCAGGACAACAGACUUCCUGAGUCCCCAUGGGUCAGCCUGGGACCCCAGCAGGGAGGCAACCUCCCUUGGGUCCCAGUCGUAUGAGGAUAUGAGAGGGAUCCUGUAUGCAGCCCCCCAGCUCCGCUCCUUUCGGGCCCAGCCUGGUCCCAAUCAUGAGGAAGAUGCAGACUCUUAUGAGAACAUGGAUAAUCCCGAUGGGCCAGAACCAGCAUGGGAUGGAGGGGGCCACGUGGGGACCUGGAGCACCAGGUGAUUCCCUUCAGUUUUUUCUACCUAGCCUGGGCCUCUUCAGGCCCCUGAGAUCUACACCUGACUCUGAAAUCUGGGAUCCCAAACGGAUGGUGUCAACGUCUGGAACGAUGUGUGUACCUCUGUGUGCGUGUACAUGAGCAAAACUUCAGCCCCAUCUAUGGUCCCAAAUAAACUCAAUGAGCUCUUCCAA